AUGUCAUUGGCCGACUCAUUGUUGGCCGACCUGGACGGCUUCUCAGACGAUGAGGGCCGAGGUCCAUCCCCUUCUCCCGAGAGGGAACAACCUACAGCCGGACCAUCAACAUCAAAAGGGUUUGGAUUAGGCUCAAUGCUCCCUCCUCCCUUACCUUCCAAAGCGAAGCGAACAGCUUCCGAAAUGGAUGUGGACGAUGGCGAUGCAAAUAACGGUGAAGACGAUGAAGAAGAAGAUGAUGGUCUAACGUUGGAAAAUGGUGCUAGUGCAGUAGGCUUUGUACCUGAAGGAGGAGUCAGACCGGCAGAAGAAUUAGAUGCGGAUGAAGUUGAACAAACUGAUAUGAAAGAUGUCGAGGAUGUAGCAAAAGUAGCGAAACUUAUGACCGGGAAGAAAUUGAAAGAAGUCUUAGCGGAUAUUGCCAAAUACACAGCCUCUCCUACAGAUAUGUCGGAAAGUAACUCCCUCGAAGAAAAUCCUGAAUACCAUCUAGUCGUCACAGCGAAUAACAUGUCAGUCGAAGUGGACAACGAAAACCUACUAGUGCACAAAUUCAUCAGAGAUCAUUACGCUCCAAGAUUUCCAGAAUUAGAACAACUUAUAACUGAUCCUUGGACAUACAUCGCCGCAGUACAAGCAAUUGGAAAUGCUGAUGAUUUGACAAAAUGUACAUUCCCUUCAACACUUCCAGCCGCUACGAUACUUUCGAUAACGUUAACAGCAACUUCCACUAGAGGAAGAAAAUUAUCAAAUGGAGAGUGGAUAACAGUUCAAAACGCUAUAAUAGUAGCAGGAGAAUUGAGAUCUGCGAGAGAAAAGAUUUUCGCUUAUGUCGAAUCUAGAAUGGCUGCUGUCUCACCUAAUCUAUCUGCUAUAGUAGGAACAGGUAUAGCAGCUAAAUUAUUAGGCUUAGCAGGUGGUUUACAUGCUUUUUCAAGACAACCAAGUUGUAAUAUAAUGUUAUUUGGUGCCAUGAAGAAAUCUUUAGCAAAUACUCAUUUAUCAGCUGCUAGUCAACAACGUCAUACUGGUUUCAUAUUUCAAUCGGCUAUAGUUCAAUCUGCUCAACCUGAAGAUAGAAGAAGAGCUCAAAGAGCUGUAUCUGCGAAAUGCACUCUUGCAGCUAGAAUCGACGCCGGUAAAGGUUCAAGAGAUGGUUCAUAUGGUAGAAAAUGCUUUACGGAUUUACAAAAACGGAUUGAGAAAAUGGCUGAACCACCACCCAACAAAAUGACAAAAGCGUUGCCUGUUCCCCAAGAGACAAACAGGAAAAAGAGAGGCGGUAAAAGAGCACGAAAACAAAAAGAAGCGUAUGCUCAGACUGAACUUCGUAAACUCCAAAACCGUAUGGAAUUCGGUAAAGCCGAAGAAGAAGUUGGUAUCGAUGAUGAGACUGUUGGUCUUGGUAUGAUCGGUUCUGGUUCUGGUAAAGUCAGAGGUGAAGUCGCAGAUGCUAGAAGUAAAGCCAAAUUAUCUCGAGCGAAUAAACUUCGUACCCAAUUGCUCGGUAGAUCAGCAGUAUCGAAUGACGCCAAGUCCGGUCUAUCAACUUCACUCUCUUUCACUCCAGUACAAGGUAUCGAGAUCGUCACUCCGUCGUUAUCUGCCGCGCAGAAAGUGGCUGCUGCGAAUGAGAGAUGGUUCGCCGGCGGUACUUUCACCCAUGUCAAGAAAGGUGGGAGCAAUAUCCCUGGGCAGAACUAA
Messenger RNA from Kwoniella shivajii, 1704 nucleotides. RefSeq lists its product as uncharacterized. Gene Ontology annotation, biological process: spliceosomal tri-snRNP complex assembly; mRNA splicing, via spliceosome. Gene Ontology annotation, cellular component: precatalytic spliceosome; U4/U6 x U5 tri-snRNP complex; U4 snRNP. The transcript is spliced from 5 exons. The coding region runs from base 1 to 1704 and encodes 567 amino acids. The record is from RefSeq and is a predicted model, not a curated record. Lineage: Eukaryota; Fungi; Basidiomycota; Tremellomycetes; Tremellales; Cryptococcaceae.